Molecule: messenger RNA, 1266 nt
Organism: Styela clava
Lineage: Eukaryota; Metazoa; Chordata; Ascidiacea; Stolidobranchia; Styelidae
Product: cilia- and flagella-associated protein 119-like
Source: RefSeq, a predicted model, not a curated record
UGAAAAUAAAACCCGUAAAAUGGCCUCAAAAACUGCUAUACUGAAUUUUUUUAUAUGCAAUUACAUCAUUUCUAAAAGUCUUUUACGGGAGUUUCACAUUUUUUAUACAGGAUUAUUCUUUCCUGUAAAUAGCUAUUUGCUGUUGAAGACAAAAUUGUCAAACACAAUUUUUUAAUGCACAUUCAGCCUACUCGCACCGUAUUUCUAAAUCAGUUGUGCUGUUCAUUCGCCCAAAACUAGUUUAACCACUGAUCUAUAUGUUACAUCAUCAACUUUGAAUUCGCAUGUUCUUGACUUUAUAAAAUUUUAUUUUCAAUUCAUGUAACUGCAGAUUUUAUGUAAAAACACCAUAGCACAAAAAUGUCACCUGUACUAAAUACACCAGGCAACAAAAAACCAAAGAUGUGUGUUUGGGCGGAUUUAUCAGUUCAUGAUAUGGACCAAAUCAUGGAGGAAGGAAGCACAAACAGAAAGAAACAAUUGCUCAAAACAACUCUAAAACUUGAAGAAUCGCCAAGAAGUGAAAUACUGUUAGAUUUAUUCCUUCAUACAUUACGAUUUGCAAAAACACACAAGUACAAAAAAGACCAAACAUCAGCUUUAUUUUCAAUCGUGAAGCAAACUCAUGAAGUUUGCACCUCAACACCUUUUGGCAACAUGCAAGAAUGUUUUCAGUUCUUCAGGGAAAUGAUGUUACUACACUCCGUACAUCGGCCACCAUGGAGUGUCGAGCUUUUUAACGCACAACAACUUGAAGAAAUCACAGCCCACGUGAUCAAUACUUUCUUUCGCCACUAUAAACUUUAUAAAUACGCUUUCACUCCUAAAGUACGACUCGAUUUAUCGAUAAAUUAUGAAGGACGAGCUCCUUCACCAGAACCUAUCGAUAUUGAUGAUGAAACCGAAACUGACAGAGGUCCAUCCUCAGCAGGUGCAGUUUCAGAGUCUCAGUCACCUCGCAGUGUAAAACCAGAAAGUCCAAUUCCUAAGACACCAGAAGCUACGAAGGAAGAGCCAACAGAGUUAGAAAUUGUGGUGCGAAAAGCUGUUUCUGAACAACUCAAGCAGAUGCAGAAGAAUGUCGAAAAGCAACUAGAGGAUACUGACAAAUUGAUCAGUGAAAAAAUAUUAAAUUUAGAACAAGGACCUGCAUCUCCUAAAGGCAAGAAAUCGCCAAAAGGAAGUGCGAAAGGAAAGAAAAAAUAAUACUUUUGUGUUCAAAAUUUUUUAUGAUUUAAAUUACAAAUACAAUCCCACUUUAUGAGA